Sus scrofa (pig) is the source of this 5449-nucleotide messenger RNA. RefSeq names its product transmembrane protein 168 (gene TMEM168). The record is from RefSeq and is a predicted model, not a curated record. Lineage: Eukaryota; Metazoa; Chordata; Mammalia; Artiodactyla; Suidae.
GCGGCUUGACCCCGGCGGCGUUCCGUACCGUCGCGGCUUCGGCGGCGGAAACAUGGCGGCCGUGGCCGGGCCGGUCGUGGAGAAAGUUUCCGACGAGAGGGGCCUGUGCUAGAACGUGCAGCCUCGGGCCGUCGCCUCCCCUGGCGUGUCGCCUCCCUGCUCCGAGUAGCGGGCUCAGCCCUAAAUCUCUCCCUUUUCCGUGUUGGCCCCAGAGACGACUCCGAGAUCGCUAUAAACAAAUCCCACCCAAGAAAAUGCUGAAAUAGGAGUUCAGAUACAUUGGAUUUGCUGGAUGAAAUACAAGCAGUUAAUUUUUGUAAAGUGGGGAGAAAGCCCAAAUUAACAGAUUAAUGUGUAAAUCACUGCGUUAUUGCUUUAGUCAUUGUCUCUAUUUAGCAAUGACAAGACUGGGAGAAGUAAACAAAGAAGUAAACAUGCAUUCUUCAGUGCGUUAUCUUGGCUAUUUAGCCAGAAUCAAUUUACUGGUUGCCAUAUGCCUAGGUCUUUAUGUAAGAUGGGAAAAAAUAGCAAAUUCUUUAAUUUUGGUCAUUUUUAUUCUUGGUCUUUUUGUUCUUGGAAUUGCCAGCAUACUCUAUUAUUAUUUUUCAAUGGAAGCAGCAAGUUUAAGUCUCUCCAAUCUUUGGUUUGGAUUCUUGCUUGGCCUCUUAUGUUUUCUUGAUAAUUCGUCCUUUAAAAAUGACGUGAAAGAAGAAUCAACCAAAUAUUUGCUUCUAACAUCCAUAGUAUUAAGGAUACUCUGCUCUUUGGUGGAGAGAAUUUCUGGUUAUGUCCGUCAUCGACCCACCUUACUAACCACAGUUGAAUUUCUGGAACUUGUUGGCUUUGCCAUUGCCAGCACAACGAUGUUGGUGGAAAAGUCUCUGAGUGUCAUUUUACUUGUUGUAGCUUUGGCCAUGCUGAUUAUUGACCUGAGAAUGAAGUCUUUUCUAGCUAUUCCAAACUUAGUUAUUUUUUCAGUCUUGUUGUUUUUCUCUUCAUUGGAAACUCCCAAAAAUCCGGUUGCUUUUGCAUGUUUUUUUAUUUGCCUGAUAACUGAUCCUUUCCUUGACAUUUAUUUUAGUGGACUUUCAGUAACUGAAAGGUGGAAACCCUUUUUGUACCGUGGAAGAAUUUGCAGAAGACUUUCAGUUGUUUUCACUGGGAUGAUUGAGCUUACAUUUUUUAUUCUCUCAGCAUUUAAACUUAGAGACACUCAUCUCUGGUAUUUUGUAAUACCAGGCUUUUCCAUUUUUGGAAUUUUCUGGAUGAUUUGCCAUAUUAUUUUCCUUUUAACUCUUUGGGGAUUCCACACUAAAUUAAAUGACUGCCAUAAAGUAUAUUUUACCCAUAGGAUAGAUAAUAAUAGCCUCGACAGAAUCAUGGCAUCCAAAGGGAUGCGUCAUUUUUGCUUAAUUUCAGAGCAGUUAGUUUUUUUCAGUCUUCUUGCAACAGCAAUUUUGGGAGCAGUUUCCUGGCAGCCAACAAAUGGAAUCUUCUUGAGCAUGUUUCUAAUUGUUUUACCAUUGGAAUCCAUGGCUCAUGGUCUCUUCCAUGAAUUGGGUAACUGUUUAGGAGGAACAUCUGUUGGAUAUGCUAUUGUGAUUCCCACCAACUUCUGCAGUCCUGAUGGUCAGCCAACACUUCUUCCACCAGAACAUGUACAAGAGUUAAAUUUGAGGUCUACUGGAAUGCUGAAUGCUAUCCAAAGAUUUUUUGCAUAUCACAUGAUUGAGACAUAUGGAUGUGACUAUUCCACAAGUGGACUGUCUUUUGAUACUCUGCAUUCCAAACUGAAAGCUUUCCUUGAACUUCGGACUGUGGAUGGCCCUAGACACGAUACAUACAUUUUGUAUUACAGUGGACAUACCCAUGGUACAGGAGAGUGGGCUCUUGCAGGUGGAGACAUACUACGCCUUGACACACUUUUAGAAUGGUGGCGAGAAAAGAAUGGUUCCUUCUGUUCCCGACUCAUUAUCAUAUUAGACAGUGAGAAUUCAAUUCCUUGGGUGAAAGAAGUGAGAAAAAUCAAUGACCAGUAUAUCGCAGUGCAAGGAGCAGAGUUGACAAAGCCAGUAGAUAUUGAAGAAGCUGACCCGCCACAGCUGGGUGACUUUACAAAGGACUGGGUAGAAUAUAACUGCAACUCCAGUAAUAACAUCUGCUGGACUGAAAAGGGACGCACAGUGAAAGCAGUGUAUGGCGUGUCAAAACGGUGGAGUGAUUACACCCUGCAUUUGCCAACAGGAAGUGAUGUGGCCAAACACUGGAUGUUACACUUUCCUCGUAUUACAUAUCCACUAGUGCAUUUGGCAAAUUGGUUGUGUGGUCUGAACCUCUUUUGGAUCUGCAAAACUUGUUUUAGGUGCUUGAAAAGAUUAAAAAUGAGUUGGUUUCUUCCUACUGUGCUGGACACAGGACAAGGCUUCAAACUUGUUAAAUCUUAAUUUGGAACCCAGAGUGGAAUAUUACUGAGAGUACGUACUACCAGUUAUCGCUAACUUGCCAUUUUUUUGUAUAUUUUUAUUUGUAAAAAAAAAAAAAAAAAAAAAAUCUUGCUACUUCUGUUGUGUUCUCAUUUUAUCUUUUCUCAAGUAAUUAUGGUGUAUGUAAGGUGUUGGAAAUAAGCAUUAUUUUGUACUAAAAGUAUGUAGGGAGUCACAGAUGCUGACUUUGUACAUGUAUAAGAGAUGUUAAAAAUAAUUACAAUGCACUUUGAGGAAUGUUUGCAUAUGCCUCUGAUUAGAAAGGAGACCCUUGUCUCUGCUCUGCAGUGGCCAAUGAAGAAUUACUGAUGCCUUAUUUUCUAGGCAUAGAUUAGAGAAUGUAAACCGGACAAUUUGUUUACUGUUAUAUAAGAAAACUACCAAUUUGCUUAUAGAAGAUUAUUUUUUGUGAACAGUAGGUUUGGGUCCAAGACCAUUUGAAGCAUUACAGACUCUUUCAUAGAAAAGGAAAAAAGGAAGAAGUCUGCUUAAAAUGAAUGCAAAAUUUGCUUAUAGUCCAUCACAUUUAGAUUCUUGGAUGUGACCUGUUACCGGUAUCACAGAGAAGCCCAAAUCACUAUUUAGGUCAAAACAUUCUUCAUGUGGGUAACUGUAAGAAGCUAGAGCCUACACAUUGCUCCUUCAAGCCUUGUUGGGGGCCUCUGAAAGCACUGGCAAAGAGUCUUUCUCAGGGUAACAAUGUUUUCAGCUACAAAUUCGUUCCAGAUAAAUUGUCUUCCCUUCUAAAAUUAGUCUUAGGAAAGAAAUCUAGCACGUUGUCAUUGAUUUAGGCUAUUUUCUGUAUUCAGAAGCGAUUUUAAUCUUUUCAGAGUUAAUGCUCUGCCAUGAAAACUAUUUUUCAAAUCCUCUUUAGUGGUAACAUUUUUUUCAACUGAAGGUCAAAGGAUUGGAAACAGGUCAUUUUUUUUUUUUCUUGUAUACAUGUAUUAUGUAAAAAAAAGUAUUCGUAUUGAUGAUUUUAGUUCAGCAGAAUGGUGUGGUUGAAAUUUUUAAAACUUGAUUCAGUGUUUUAUCUGAUUAAAGCAAGCAAGGAUCAGAGUAUCUCCUAAGAGGUAAUUUACCUUCUGUUCCCUUCCAGUAAUCCUUCCAUUCUAAGUUUUCAUCUCUGAGAAAUAACAAGAAGGGAGAAAAAUUACAUUAGGGGAUAAUCUAAUCUUUGUUGUUUAAAUGGUGUGACUUCUCACCAUCAAAAGCCAUUUUUCUAGCCUCAGAGAGAGGAAAUAAUGCCUCUACCAUUUUCUACCUGGUGACUUGAAAAUUGAAGUUUUAGUUAGGAAGUCACUUAGCGUCAGGGAACUUGUAUACCACUAUCUAUGCAGCAUUGUUAUAUAGUCUGAUUAUUUCUAUGUUUUGAGUAUGAUUUUCCUAAUGUUCUGAAUAAAAUUUUGUCAAAAAUUAAUUUUUGACAUAUAAUGUGCAAAUAAAUAACAGUUGUUCACUAUCUGUACUGACAGGGAUGGUCACAAAAGUGUUCAUGAACUAGAGUUCAUGUUUAGUAAGUAGCAGGUUGAUUUUUCCAAUAUUUGGUUACAUGUUUAUAUUAACAUCAACCAAAUCAAACAGUAUAGUGUUUCAUUACUAUUCAUAAAUAGUGUAGCAGAAAAGCCAAGUGUUAAAAUUAUGAGCUUACAGCUACAAGAUGUGGUUAAAUUAAAAUCUCAUUUAAAUUCCUGAGCAAAUUCACUCGAACAAAAGCUUAUAUCUCUUUACUGAGAAAGCCAAAUAUAAAAGUAUAGCUUACAUUCUUUAUAAAGUGGUAUUAAAAUUUUACUAAAAGGCAUAAUCAAAAGGUAGCAGGACAUUUUUUACACUCACAAAGCUAAUGGUUUGAUGUAUAUUUUGUAUGAAAGUACAGCUGAAAAAGAUCUGGAUUAAAAAUGUGAUAUGAGCCAAUUUACUAAAUUUGACAAAUUCUCCUACCCAAACAAAAAAGAAACUAUAAAUAAAUGACUCUUAGGAGAUGGCAUCCUAAAUUAAAGAUGCCAGUUUUAAAACAUGAAAGUAAAUGUAUAUAGAGAAAAAUAUUAUAAGAAGGACAGAUUGGUUACUUUUACUAAAGAUUAAAAAACAGUUCUGGUAAUUAAUGAGAUUAAUUUUCUAUGGCUUCCAUUUUAUAUAUCAUAUAUUAGGAAGGAGUUACUUGAAGUGAUAGAAAUUAUGUUAGGGCAAAAUUUUAUCAUUCCACUAAAAAGAAAUAGAUAACAUAGAGAUGUUUUUCAACGUAAUGUUGACUUUGUUUCCUUAUAUGAUACCUUACUAAAACCACAGAAGCAGUCCUGUUUGAAAAAUCUUUUUAAGGGAGUUCCCAUGUGGCUCAGCAGUUACAAACCCAACCACUAUCCACGAGGAUGCAGGUUCAAUCCCUGGCCUCUCUGAGUGGGUUAAGGAUAUGACAUUGUCAUGAGCUGUGGUAUAGGUCGCAGAUACGGCUUGGAUCCUGUGUGGCUGUGGUAUAGAGGCAGCUGCAGCUCCAAUUUGACCCCUAGCCUGGGAACUUCCAUAUGCUGUGUGUGUGGCCCUAAAAAGAAAAAAAAAAAAAAAACCCAAGACAAAAAAGUGCACAUUGUUACAUGAUAAAUUAAGGAGCCAAGUUUUAUUCAUAACUUUCCAAUUAUGCUAUUAUUUCAUUCAAAUUUUGUUUUAAUUUGCUCUGACUAAACUCUUCCUGAGAUAUUUAGUGUUAUCUUUGCAUAGUUUUCUAUCUCACUCUUAAUAAAUUUAUAGAAAAUCCUAUAGAAAAGAACUUUUUCAGAACACCAUUUUUAUGAUGAGUGUUUUCAUAAGUUAUAUGCUUUUAAAAAGUUACAUUGCUAGUAAAAUGCAUUUAUAUUUAAUUCAUUUGUGAGUACAUUUUUUUUUGGAGUAAAACUUCAUUACAAUCUAUUUGUAACUGUACAUUUUGUUUAUAAAUUUCAGUUUAAAUAUAUUUGCUGUUUUGGAUACUA